GCAGUAAUAUUUUAAACUCAAAGUGACAGUCAUCGCAAUCGAACCAUAGAAGCAGCUCAAAAAUUGCAUUUGAAGUAUUUUAGUGGUUUGAACGUUCAGGAGCUAAAAAAUGGAUUUGAAUGGUAGAAAUGUGAUAUAUUCCGGUGGUUUCGGGGGAAUUGGACAGCAUUGUCUCAAAGAGCUCUUGAGUAAUGGUAUUAAGACUUUAGCCAUAUUAGACGUAAAGGAAAAUAAGGAAAUACUGGCUGAUUUGCAAAAGGCGUACAGAGCUGCCACUAUUAUUUUCAUACAGUUCGACAUAACAAAUAAAGAGAGCAUAGCAGCGGCUUUUAAAGAAGUUGUAGAGAGAAUAAAACACUUUGAUGUGCUGAUUAACGGUUGCGGUGUAUUGAUGGAGCAUAACAUUGAUAUUACAAUCGAAGUCAAUUUGUUGGGAGUUAUUCGCAGCACUCUGGCAGCCCUGCCAUAUAUGGCCAAAAAUAAUGGUGGACGUGGCGGUGUCAUUGUCAACAUAUCCUCUGUAGCCGGUUUGGAUUUAAUGCCAUAUUUUUCUAUUUACACUACAACCAAACAUGGGGUGACGGCUUUCGGCCGAUGCAUGGCGGAUCAAAAGGCUUUUGAUCAAUUCGGCGUUAGUUUUAUUACAGUAUGUCCUGGCAUUACCGAAACAAAUUUAGCAGCAGAUUAUCACAAGAAAGUAACGUUUGACUUUUACCAAGAAUAUUGUAAAAAAUUAAAUACAGCAAAACGCCAGACUGGAGAGGUCUGCGCUAAAAAUAUAGUUAAAGUUCUUAGGACCGGUAGGAAUGGCGGAAUUUACAUGCUAGAUGUAGGCGAAAUAAAGGAGAUUACCUAUCCGGAAUUCUGGAAAGCGGAAUUUUGAAUUGGAAAUUCAAAUAUGGAGCAAACGUGAAACAAAUGUGUAUGUAUGUAUGACUAAUUAUUCGACAAAACUAUUGGAUGAAUGUAUCUAAUAGAGAGAGAGAGAUUGAGAGAAAAAUUAUCAACGAUGAACAGAUAAAUAAAUAAAACUUAUUUUCAAAA
Molecule: messenger RNA, 1044 nt
Organism: Ceratitis capitata (Mediterranean fruit fly)
Lineage: Eukaryota; Metazoa; Arthropoda; Insecta; Diptera; Tephritidae
Product: alcohol dehydrogenase
Exons: 4
Coding region: 110-883 (257 amino acids)
Cellular component (GO): cytoplasm
Molecular function (GO): alcohol dehydrogenase (NAD+) activity
Source: RefSeq, a predicted model, not a curated record